GGACGGCGGCACGGAGAGGACAAUCCUCCUCAGAGCGCGCUAAUCCUCUGACGCUGGCGGCUCUCUAGGGAAUCUGACAGUCAGGAAUCAGGAUGCCGCUAGCCGCCUCAGCUGAGAAAGCCAAGGUGAAAGCAGAAAAUGCUCCAGCCAAUAAUUCGGCGAUGGCCUCUGGGGAUUUUGCGGCGGAACUAACAUGCCUCUUGUGCAAUGAGCUCUUCAAGGAUCCAGUCAUGGUUGACUGUGGCCACAACUUCUGCCGCGACUGCAUCGACGAGGCCUGGGAAGGUCAGGAUUCCUUUACUUGCCCUGACUGCAAGGAUGUCAUAACUGAGAAGUACACCACCAACCGAGCCAUAGCUAACCUGGUGAAGAAGACUGUUGGUGCCCCCACUGUUGUGACCCCGGCAAAGCCUGUAGAGAAGGUCAAGCCUGCGGAGAACUGCCCUGAACACAAUGAGAGGCUGAAGCUGUACUGUAAAGACGACGGGACUCGGAGCUGUGUCAUCUGCCCGUACUCUCUGAAACACGCGAGUCACCAUUUCCUGCCCAUCCAGGACGCAGUGGAGGUGCACAGGAUUCAAUCUUUUUUACUUUCUGACUGUAAGGAUGUCAUAACUGAGAAGUACACCACCAACCGAGCCAUAGCUAACCUGGUGAAGAAGACUGUUGGUGCCCCCACUGUUGUGACCCUGGCAAAGCCUGUAGAGAAGGUCAAGCCUGCGGAGAACUGCCCUUUGCACUAUGAGAGGCUGAAGCUGUACUGUAAGGACGACGAGACUCUGAGCUGCGUCAUCUGCCGGGACUCUCUAAUACAUGCAAGUCACAAUUUCCUGCCCAUUCUGGACGCAGUGGAUGUGUACAAGACGGAGCUGUCUGCCAUAGUGGCUCCACUAGAAGAAGUCUUGAAGGUGACUGAACAGUUGGCCAAUCAGCAGAGUGAGAAGGUUAAACAGCACAGAACGAAUGUGUCUGACUACAAGCAGCACAUUGUGUCGGAGUUUGAGAAGCUACACUCUUUCCUGAAGCAACGCAAGGAGAAACGCCUGGAACAGCUUAAUGAGCAAGGGGACAGUCUGCUGAAAGAAAUGGAGUCCAACAUGGUCAAGAUGCAGAAGAACAGACGCAUCAUUAAGCAGACCAUAUCUAUGGCCAACGAGAGGGUGAACGAUAAGGACUCCAUCUCUUUCCUCACUGACAUCAAAGCAUUCAUGGAGAAGUGCCAGGAGCAGCAGAGAGAGGCCAUUUCCUCCAGGAAUAGCCUUCUGUCCAAGGAUCUGUGCCAGGGAACUUUCAAGGGGCCCAUUCAGUAUACCGUGUGGAAGCAGAUGAAGUCUUAUGUCGUUCCAUAUCUGUCUCCAGUGUUGUUGGACCCCAGCACAGCGCACCCACACUUGCUACUGUCUGAUGGGCUGACCAGUGUUAAAUAUGUGGACUCCAGCCUCCACCUCCCUGACAAUCCCAAACGUUUCAGCCAUUGCUUCCUUGUUUUGGGAUCUGAGGGUUUCAGUUCAGGCCGCCAUUACUGGGAGGUAGAUGUGGGAGAUAAAACCGCUUGGGAUAUCGGCAUGGCCAGCGAGUCCUGCAACCGUAAGGGUAAGAUCAAGCUGAACCCCAAUAAUGGGUACUGGGCCAUUUGGCUGAGGAAUGGUAAUGUGUACAAGGCCACCGAGCAUUCUUCCAAGACCCUCGUCCUAAAUGCCAUACCUAAAAAAAUCGGCAUCUACUUAGAUUAUGAAGGUGGUCAGAUAUCGUUCUACAAUGCGGAUGACAUGUCUGCCAUCUACACAUUCAAUGCGACCUUCACUGAGAAGCUGUACCCCUACCUGUCUCCAUUCCUGCACGAUUCCGGACGUAAUGCAGAGGCCCUCCGUCUUGUACAUAAUUAAGCUCUUUAGAUGGUUACAUGGAGUAGGAAAUGAGUCAUUCACAUUCCGUCAGGCAAGUUAGCUUUUAGUAUCUGUUCUUGUUCAUUGGCUGGCUGAAGCUAUUUGUUUUACAUUACCCUUAUAGUGUAUUUUGUUAAUUAUGGUUUUCUCCAAGAUAUGUGAAUAUAUCUUGCAGUUCUGACCUGUUGUGUAUUUAGGUUUUUGAAUUUCUGGACUUGCUUUAUGUUCAGUUUUGAAAAUAAAAUCUACUUCAUGAUCUGG
This is a messenger RNA of Pseudophryne corroboree (corroboree frog), 2147 nucleotides long. RefSeq names its product nuclear factor 7, brain-like. The coding region runs from base 93 to 1886 and encodes 597 amino acids. The transcript is spliced from 8 exons. Gene Ontology annotation, biological process: protein ubiquitination. Gene Ontology annotation, molecular function: protein binding; ubiquitin protein ligase activity; zinc ion binding. The record is from RefSeq and is a predicted model, not a curated record. Gene Ontology annotation, cellular component: cytoplasm. NCBI's taxonomy places the organism in Eukaryota, Metazoa, Chordata, Amphibia, Anura, Myobatrachidae.